CCGCUCCUCUGUGAGAAAUGGAACCCCCGAUCGUUGUAGGUUUUUCGGUUCUUGAUGCCCAAGACCUUCCCUCUUCCUCUCGGCGAUUCUUUUUGAAAUGGCGUGGAUCUUGGCCGCCGUGGCAGUGAUUUCACUUUGGGCGAUCUCUCUAUGGAGAAUCCUAUCCGGUUCUUCUUGCUUGCCGUCGAAACCGGCAUUCCUCUCUUCUUCCGGUUCCGGCAAGAAAAGAAAUGUGUUGCUGGUCGUGGCUCAUCCUGAUGACGAGUCCAUGUUUUUUGCUCCAACCAUUCUUUUCCUGACCUCGGAGGGGCAUAAUCCUCACAUUCUCUGCAUGUCAACUGGUAAUGCUGAAGGUGUGGGAAAUGUUCGUAAGGAAGAAUUGUAUCGGGCUUGUGCUGUACUCAAGAUUCCACUCCAACAAGUUAAAAUAUUGGAUCAUCCAGAUUUACAGGAUGGAUUCAACAAUCAAUGGGACCAUAAAUUAUUAUCAACAAUUAUUGAAGAUGAAAUCAAAAUGUGGGAUAUUGACUCAUUAAUUACAUUUGAUAAGUUUGGAGUAUCUGGACAUCCGAAUCACCGUGCUGUUCAUCAUGGAAUAUGCAUGCUCUUAUCUGAUAACUCAAAAAGAAAUAUUGAAGCCUGGGAACUCAUCAGUACGAAUAUCCUUCGCAAGUAUAGUGGCCCUGUAGACAUCUGGUUGUCUAUCUUAUGCUCUCUAUCCAAUCCAGGAAGACAGAUGUAUUGCAUACCCAACAGCCUUCCUCGCAAAAGCUACCGUGCAAUGGCUGAGCAUGAGAGCCAGUGGAUUUGGUUUCGGAAGUUGUUUGUGCUGUUCUCUAAUUAUACAUACAUGAAUACACUUCGAAAAAUCAAUUUCUAGACUACAAAUUGAGUGACAACCAUGCAUUGAUUCAAUCUUUGCCAUCAAACAGCUUGUCCUCUCAUGGAACAAAAGCAACUCAGUAUAUCAGGCUCAUCAGAAUGCUUUUAGAUUGGUUGUUCAAUAAGGGAAACAUCCAUGGAGUUUAUGGGUUUGUCACGGAGUGAUGGUGAUACAAGAUAAGGUGUAUGAAGAGCAGAUUAUGAUGCACUGCUGUUAAGACCUCAAAAAGUUGAUGUCUGUAGUUAGAAAGUUCUAAUGGCUUUCUGUAAUCUCAAAGAUAAACAUAUGAAAUUUAGGUCUUUAUCAUCCAAAUUUAAGACUGCCUUGGUUGGAUUCUUUUC
Messenger RNA from Elaeis guineensis (African oil palm), 1224 nucleotides. RefSeq lists its product as uncharacterized. Gene Ontology annotation, cellular component: endoplasmic reticulum. Gene Ontology annotation, molecular function: N-acetylglucosaminylphosphatidylinositol deacetylase activity. The record is from RefSeq and is a predicted model, not a curated record. NCBI's taxonomy places the organism in Eukaryota, Viridiplantae, Streptophyta, Magnoliopsida, Arecales, Arecaceae.